This is a messenger RNA of Saitoella complicata NRRL Y-17804, 1032 nucleotides long. RefSeq lists its product as uncharacterized. Bases 91 to 897 code for a protein of 268 amino acids. The record is from RefSeq and is a predicted model, not a curated record. Gene Ontology annotation, molecular function: oxidoreductase activity, acting on a sulfur group of donors, disulfide as acceptor. Lineage: Eukaryota; Fungi; Ascomycota; Saitoellomycetes; Saitoellales; Saitoellaceae. The transcript has 2 exons.
CACACCGCAACGCUUCGGUAUACAACCGUCCGACCAAACCUGGUCACUUCUUAAUCCACUGAUCGCAAAACCAUCUCAGCUUCCUUCACAAUGGCCCCCGCAACAGGGUUUUACGCAUUCAGCCCAACAAACAUCCGCCUCCGCUCCCUCGCCCUCCUCUCCCUCUUCCUCCUCUCCCUCAUAAUCCUCUCCUCAUCCCUCGAAUACAACAAUAUCUCACUCCCCCACGUCCUCUCCUCAUGGCGGACGCCAGCGGAGAGGGUGGAUACGCACAAACGCGUCGAGGUACGGUUGGACGUGAUGAGUCAGUGUCCAGACGCCCGGGAUUGUGAGGAGGUAUUCGCGGGUGUCGUGGAAAAGGGAGCAUACAUGAUAGACUUCCACAUCGACUACAUUGCCGCCCUCACACCAACCAAUGAUAUCACCUGCAAACACGGCCCAACCGAAUGUCUCGGAAACAUCCAACAACUCUGUCUCGCGCAAUCCUACCCCAACCCGCACCUCUCCCUUCCCUUCAUCCUCUGCCAAAACCUAAACCAGUCACAAAUCCCCCAAAAUGGCGCUGCAUGUCUCGUAUUCCUCGGCCUCGAUCUCAAAAAAUGGGAGCAAUGCGUCGAAGGGGACGAGGGUAGGGGGUUGUUGAUAACCAGUGCAAGAGGUGUGCAGGAGAGGAAUGUGACGAGGAGUUGUACGGUUGAGGUUGGUGGGCGGAAGGUUUGUGUUAGGGAUGGAGGGGAGUGGAUGGAGUGUGAGGUUGAGCCGAGUAUGGAGGGGUUUUUGGAGUUGAUUGCGAGCGAGUAUGAGGAGUUGAAUGCGGAUGGGGACGUGGUGAAGCGAGGAAGACGUGCUCGGUGGGGUAUGGGACGAUCACUACGAGGAACGUUUCGGCAGAAUUGAGCGAAACAGGGUAGGUAUAUUGGUCGCCGUCUUCGCCCCAAGCUCUGGUAGUUACACCUUCCGACCGAGCAUGAUAUUCUGCCUCCUGAACUUGAUAUAUAUGCUGGGUACAUUCCGUUAUACUCGUUCGUGGAG